GAAGUGAGGAGCCUGCCGCCGCUGAGCUGCUUCCAUGAGGAGGCACAAGCAGAAAUCAGGCUGGCGUAAUGAUCUCCGUGGCUGUCCUGUGGGUUGUAUCCUCUGUCCUCUCUGCAAUUAUCAUGACUGCUCUGUGCAUCACCUGCAGGAGACGUAUACCUGUACACAUAACAGAGACUGAUUACUACGUCGACAAGCCCCAAUAUUCUGUUCCACCAUCAAGUUUCAUGAUCAUCAACAGGCCGCCAGUUCUUCCACGAUCGUCAUCCUCCCAGGCCACCAUGUAUCCGCAGGAUUUCCUGCUCACCAUUCCGAAAUCUCCUGUACCCACUGAGAGCCGGAGGAGUUCGAUGGGAAGAGAAGUACAAGGUUUUGCAAAAAGAAGUCAAUGUGUGCCACUCUCAAUGGGAGGCCUCAAUUCUAGAAACACGGAAAAUGAAGAUGAUGAUGAUGGUAUAUACGAUGAUGAAGGAGGAGAUCCAAAUUACUCCAAAAACAGCUUGGCCUGUGGUUAUAUCGUGGUGCUCCCAGACGACAGUGACACCAACCCUGGACCACCAGUGGAGGUCUCACCUUCCAUUGUGGACAACAGAGCAAGCCUCUCCUCUGUUGCCACGGAUGACAAUUAUGUAAAUGUGGGCACUUCAAGCGACUCAAAGGUUACGGUCGAUGACAAUUAUGUGAAUGUUGGGGAUUCCAGUGAUUCGAAGGGUGGGAGUCUAGAGUACGUUAACGUGGAUGACGCAGAAAAACUUCCCAUUAAUCAUGACAGUGAAGAUGACGAUAUGCCGGAUUAUGAAAACGUUGUCAAUGGGCAAACAGAUUAGGACUCCGCAGCCAUUGAAGGAUGGACUCUUUUUUAACACUGGAAGAUUUCUCCCUUAUUUCCGGACCAAAAGAAGAAAUUAUAUUGUAUUGAUGAUCCUGAGUUUGUUUUUGCACAUUCUCAACCUAAUUUCUCCAUGGUGGCAAACCUUGGCUCUUGUUUCGGGAAGGCCAGAUAUGUAUACCCCCUUUCCAUGCUGGACCAUUCCGCUCUGUGGGGUUGAUGUGUGCCUACUUUAGCGUCUAGUCGUUUUCAACCUCCGAAGUCUUUAUCUGCUGGCGCCAUGACUGUGAGAAUUGACCAUGUGGGAAUUAUUUAAAUCUGCUUCUCCGAGGCCGAAAUACAUGAGGUUAUGGUGCAAGGAAAUGGACCACCAUCUUUAUAUUAUUUGUCUGGCAUUAACAAUGAAGUCCAACUCUCCAAACCUUUACAGUUGAGCAAUCUGCUGAUAGGGCGUUCUUAUGUAAAUGGCUGUUGUCUGGCGUUAAUUGAAGACGAUGAACAUAUUAUGGGAUUAUAACCUGGAAUAGACGCAACAUGUAUAAAACUUUCCUUUCAUGCAUGGAUAAAUUAAACUAUACGAUGCAACAUAGCACGUUACAAGCUAUUCAUACACGUUGCGCCAUUUUAGUGGCCUUCAUUACGUCAAUAUGUUUUUGGUUUUUAUUCAUCGCUUCAAAAUGCUUUAUCCUCUGUCUGAUGUUUCUUUUUAAUAUAAUGCUGUAUGGUUGGGGUCAUCAUCUGGCCAGUACUGUUCUUACCAGGCUGAUAAAAAUGGCACUCAUAGCUCUCUAAUCAAUGAGAAGUACAGUAUGUCAUAUUUGAUCCGCCCUCUCACCAGUGAUCAGCGAUGAGAAGGGGUUGGGCUUUGAUCGCAGGCUGUGGGCCUGCCUCGCGGCUGACUUCAAAACAUUUUUGUCCAUCAGGGGGGUAUCUGGGUAAUCACCCCCCCCCCCCCCCCACCCCGGUAUGCACCGCUGGUAACCCCUCUCUCCCACCCACCCUGAUGCUCCUCCUCAUGUAGUAAGUCAGAGACGCACCAGGCUCCACUACAUUUUCCUACUCUGGUAUUUAGAUUGACCCAGAACCUAUAAAAGUUAAAGAGGUGUUUACAGUCUAUGGGCCGUAUCCAGAUAUGGACGCAAUUCACAUUGCUGCUUUGUAUUUGUGAUGUCAAAAGACAAGACUACGUAUUUGGGAACACUGGCCAUCCCCUUCCCCAGCCAACUCCCGAAAUGCCUGCAGCCUGUCAAUCAGGCAUCGUCUUUGAGGAACGGUAUCAGGACUCCAGGUCGACAACAAAAAGGUCGACACGCCUCAGGUCGACUCCAAUUGGUCGACACGCCUUAGGUCGACAUGGACAAAAGGUCGACAUGGACAAAAGGUCGACAGGAACAAGGUCGACAUGGAAAAAGGUCGACAUGAGCUUUUCACAAUUUUUUUCUUUUUUGGAACCUUUUCAUGCUUAACGAUCCACAUGGAUUACGAUUGGAACGGUAAUCUGUGCCGAGCGAAGCGGAGUGAAGGCACCAUGCCCGAAGCAUGGCGAGCGAAGCGAGCAUGCGAGGGGACGCGGUGCACUAAUUGGGGUUCCCUGUCACUCUACGAAGAAAACGACACCAAAAAAACAUAAAAAACUCAUGUUGACCUUUUUCCAUGUCGACCUUGUUCCUGUCAACCUUUUGUCCAUGUCGACCUAAGGUGUUUCGACCAAUUGGCGUCGACCUAAGGGACCUAAGGUGUGUCGACCUUUUUGUUGUCGACCUGGAGUCCCCAGACCCUUGAGGAACUGUAAGAGACCGGCAUAUGCGCAGUACAGGUCCAGCGCAUACUGAUCUUCUAAUAUCGGAGUAGUACGCAACCAUCGGGUUUGCAUUUACAAAGCUACUGUGUGGUCAUCAUGGAUUCAAGGGGGUUACAUACUGUACCAACCUGGGGCAUCAUUGUGUUACCCUAUAUAAUCAUUUAUAGGGGUCUGUUCAUAUCUUGGCCAAAUGAGCACACACAUACAGUACGUUUGUAAUACAUAAUCCCAGAUUGAUCAAGCCUUGGAGAGUGAUAAAGUACCAGCCAAUCAGCUCCUAACUGCCAUGUUUCAGGCUGUGUUUGAAAAAUGACAGUUGGGAGCUGAUUGAUUAGUAGUUUAUGACCGUGCAAUUUAUCUCUCUCCAAGGCUUGAUAAUUCUGAGUCAUUAUUCUGUACAUCCGCCUAUCCUGCACUUACUAAAUGAACCUAUAAGGAUAACAGUAUUAUCUAUAAUGUGACAUUUUCUGAAACGAUUUAUAAUUCCUGAGAAGAGACAGAACUUGUAUCUUUUUAUACCUGUUGUUACUAAUAUUUUGUAGAUAUUUAAUUGUUUUCGUUUUAUACGUUGCUGACAAAAACCUGAGAAUUGGGCAACAUCCAUUAACUGCUGUGGUCCCAUCUACAGGGGACUUGGGAGUAUAUUUACUAAAGUGCGGGUUUAUAGAAGGGGAGAUGUUGGGCGUAGCAACCAAUCAUCUAUCUAUUACCUUCUAGAAGAUAAUAGAUGCAAUCUGAUUGGUUGCCUUGUGUUUGAAAAAUGACAGGAGUGGAUUGGUUGGUACUUUGGGGUCUAUUUACUAAGCCUUGAAGGGAGAUAAAGUGGACGGAACGUAAAGUCCCAGCCAAUCAGCUCCUAACUGCCAUUUCUCAGGCUGGAUUUGAAAAAUGUCAGUUAGGAGCUGAUUGGCUGAUACUUUACAUCGGUCCACUUUUUCUCCAUCUAAGACUUAGUAAAUAGACCCAUUUUUUUCCUCUCUCUCUCUCCAAGCUUUGAUAAAUCUCUUAUACAAUGGAAAUGUGUAUGCAGGAGCGAAAAUAAUGUGUCAUUAAUUAUAUUAUUAACCACAACUUGGAUAUUUGAAAUUGCUAUUUUUUCUUCAGUGCCUAUUUAUUUUUAUUUUUAUUUUAUUUACGUGUUUAUAUUAAAGGCUGUACAUACAUUGCUGAA
Molecule: messenger RNA, 3801 nt
Organism: Pseudophryne corroboree (corroboree frog)
Lineage: Eukaryota; Metazoa; Chordata; Amphibia; Anura; Myobatrachidae
Exons: 14
Coding region: 69-827 (252 amino acids)
Biological process (GO): immune response; regulation of T cell activation; positive regulation of protein kinase activity
Cellular component (GO): immunological synapse; membrane
Molecular function (GO): protein kinase binding
Source: RefSeq, a predicted model, not a curated record